Messenger RNA from Nematostella vectensis (starlet sea anemone), 5086 nucleotides. RefSeq names its product ATP-binding cassette sub-family C member 4. Lineage: Eukaryota; Metazoa; Cnidaria; Anthozoa; Actiniaria; Edwardsiidae. The record is from RefSeq and is a predicted model, not a curated record. Gene Ontology annotation, cellular component: membrane. The transcript has 8 exons. Gene Ontology annotation, biological process: transmembrane transport. Gene Ontology annotation, molecular function: ABC-type transporter activity; ATP hydrolysis activity; ATP binding. The coding region runs from base 1232 to 5026 and encodes 1264 amino acids.
CCCAUCCCCAAUAUUUUUAAAAAUUAUAAUGACCUGUAGGGGCGUGUUUGUGCCCUCCGCCCCCGAUAUUUUCUUAAUGUUUUUGUAUUGUUGUGCCCACCAAUCUUACGUGGCCUGAUACGCACCUGACACCUUGAUUGACCUGCUAGGCACAUGUCACCUUGAGUGAGAGCAAUUACUAGCUUCUAUUAUGAUAAGCAGCGUGGGAAUUGUAAACUUUUCGCAUAAUAUAUGAAAUAUCUCCCGUAAAAUAUGCAUAAAUGACUUAAAGAACAGAUCAGACUAACUGAUUUUCAACCUUGCGACCAGCAAAAAUACCGUGGAAAAAGUAUACCCACGUAUUCCCUAGAUGUUAGGACUCCUAAAAGAUGUUGCGUGAUUCGGGAUUUCCACGGGUUCGAGCUUGAGAUGCACAAGAGAUGCUUGCAUUAGUAAUACCUUGCAUAACCAACCCUCUCAAUCUUUGUCUACAUCUGCAAUUUAUAUAUCCAAAAAAAGGGUCUUGUACAGCUGUGACUUCACACAUCGAACGCUCUCUUUUAGCAAACAUGAAUUGCAUUUUUUUAAAGGUCUGUAUUCCGGCUAUCUAGUUUGAAUAAUAACACAACUCUCCGAUAAGUUUGACAAGGGUUGCUAUCUUUACUCGCCCCACCUCGGCGUCGAGAUAUCGACGUCUGCAAUUGGAGGAACACGGAGAGGGUUUCAGAUAGCUCGCCUUUGUAAUUAGAUAGCACUACGAGCUUAUCAUCACCGACGCUAAGUCCUUUAAACUUUGCGCUUUCAAACGCGUUGUAGGAUUGGUAUAUUCGUAAAGGCAAGGAGAAGACAUUUUGGUCGACUUUUGAGAGAAAACACUAUUGGUUUUGGAAGGUUUUCUCGGACGAGAAGUUUCUGAAACUUAAAGCGUCACUCGCGUGAGUGCGCUUGGGGUCGAAGACGAUUCUCAACUAUUGACACAGUCAAGAAAAAUCAGGACGAGUUUUGGUGACCUGUGCGGUUGCAUUUUAAAGGCAUAUAUAAUAUUGGAGCUCCAAACGAUUUUGCGACGUCUUGAGAGCGUACUAUAAAGUUUGAGGACGGCCCGUAAGUGAAAACUUUAAAGACGCGGGGGAAAAAAACUUUUGAUACAUAAUGCGGCGAUUUUCAAAUCGAAUUCAGCACGGUGCAAGAUUAUAACUUUUUAAGAAUUGCUCAGUAUUCUAAAAAUCCAUUCAGUAAUUAUUCAGGAAUUAUGAAGUAUAAUUAUAAAAAGAUUCAAGAUCUUUCGAGCCGCACUACAAAAUCAUACCGGCAAUCGUCAUUACUUUCAUUGAUAACGUUUCAUUGGAUGAGCGAUGUCAUACGGAUGGGCAACACUCGAUCUCUUCACGAAGAUGAUUUACUUCCUAUACAACCCGGCGACGAGAUGCGGCACAUGACGGAAAAACUAGACCUGGAAUGGAGCGAGGAGUUACGGAGAAACCAGUCUUCGGGCAAAGCCCCCAGGCUAUGGCGUUGCGUCGUGAAAGUUAUUCCAUUGCGAGAUUGGCUUCUUCUCGUUGGCUUGCUGUCGCUGUACAUUCCGUGCGGUAUUGCCAUACCAACGCUGCUGUCAAUUAUCGUGAGCCUUCUUGUUAGAGAGCGUUCUGGUGCCAUGACGUCUCUCUGGGCAUGCGCUGUGGUGCUCCCUGUCGUUCUUCUGGUAAAGAGUGUAGUUUACUAUUCGUACUGCUUUGAGGCGGAGAGACUGGGCAUGAAGCUAAGAUCUGCGCUCCGGGGCGUUAUCUAUAACAAGAUUCUACUGGUCGACAAAGAGACCCUCCAGCGCUUCGAUCGCGGUCACGUGAUGGCCCUCUGCACCAAUGACGUGCAGCGCUUUGAGUACCUGCUGAUCUGGAUGUCGGGCGUGGUCUCGUGCGUGCCUAUCACGGUGUGCUACAUGGUACAACUUGCGUCCAUGGCAGGCGUGGCUGCCAUUGCGGGGCUAGGCUUCAUCCUGUUCCUUGUGCCGUAUAUGGGGCUGUCGUUUAAGCUGGCGUCCGCUUAUCGUGGUCUUACAGCUCAAGCGACGGACAAGCGGAUCGGAAUCAUAACCGAAUGUGUGACCGGUAUUCGUAACCUCAAGUGUCUGGGGCUGGAGGAAAACUACGAGAACAAGAUCAGAGAAAUUAGAAGAACGGAGAUGAAGAAUAUAUUCCAUAAAAACAUCGUGACCAGCGGGAUUAACAUCGUCUGGACGGUCUUCAUUGGAAUCUUCUCGUUUUUCUGCUCUUUAGGGGUACUGGUGUCCGGCGACAACCUUACCCCUAGCACUGUCUUCUUGAUCCUUGCGAUGGGCGGGGUCUUGAGCUUAGAGAUCCCAACCGCGCAGUACGGAGUACUCCUAAUUGCUGAGGUCACCCGGUCCUUACAUCGAGUACAGGAGUUCUUAGUCCUUCCAAAUCUAUCGACUGCGGAUGCAAAACGAACCAAAGCACAAGUUCCUGAAGAAGUAGAGUGUGGAGUUGAUCAAAAGGAACCUUCAAGUGGAUCGCAAAAUGUUGACGGUGCAGGUGCUGGCACAAGUGAUGAAUCACGUGGCGGCGGAGAGUCAGAAAGCGCAGAGGAAGCAGGGGGUAUAACUCUGAGUAGUGUUACCUGUAUAGCUUACGAAGAUAAUAACAAUGUUCUUAUCAAUGACAUCACUGUUCAACUUCCCGAGGGUUCAUUGACCGCCGUCACUGGGCCCGUAGGCUCUGGUAAAACAUCCUUACUUCUUACAAUCAGUGGAGAGCUUCCCUUGGCAUCGGGAGAGUUGUACUGUAAAGGGAGAGUCGCAUAUGUCCCUGAGACACCUUGGUUAUUUUCUGGGACAAUAAAAGAAAAUAUCAUAUUCCAUGAACGCUAUAAAGAUGACUGGUACCGUCAAGUUGUCAAGGCGUGUCAACUCGUGGAAGACCUGCAGAAGUUUCCGGAUGGAGACGAGAUGGUGGUUGGUGAGCGAGGUGUCGUCCUGAGUGGUGGCCAGCAAGCACGCGUCAGUUUAGCACGUGCGGUGUACGCCAAAGCUGACGUGUACUUGUUGGAUGACCCAUUAAGGUCUCUUGAUGUCAACGUGGGUAAGGCUAUUAUGGACGACUGCAUCAAUGGUUUGUUAAGCAGCAAGACAAGGGUGCUGGUCACACAUAGCGAGUAUUGCAUGAUGCGUGCUGACAAAGUCCUACUAAUAGAGGAAGGUUGCGUUGAGCGUGAGUUUGAGUGUUCUGACGAGCGCGAGAUUGAAGACUUAGCUGCUCUUGCAGUAGAUGGUCAAGCAUCACUGGGCUUAGAUUCCACCAAGGAUACAUCUGAGACUGCAGAAGACAGUGCUCGAAGGCCAGUUCAGCAACCUACUGGGAUUUUUAUAGAUGAAGAGGACAUAGUUAUUGGAAACAUAUCAUGGGGUAUUUACCUCAGAUAUUUGACCGCCGGCGUAACCGGCAUUGCCCUCCUGCUCAUGGCUGUGGUAUUCAUAAUCGCACAAGUGGUGUCAACCGCAAUGGACGUCUGGUUGUCUCACCUGAGCACGCUAGACCAUGCACACCAGCAGAUCAGAGACAAUAUUUUGAUCUUCCUCAGCCUGGUCAUCGGUGCCAUUGCAAUCAACGCCAUCGCCGUGAUCCUCUUCUACUUCAUCUGCUGCAAGUCGUCCUACUCGCUGCAUCAGCAAAUGGUCAGCUCUAUCAUUCAUGCCCCUGUUUACUUCUUCGACACGACUCCAGUCGGACGUAUCUUGAAUCGAUUUUCUAAGGACAUCGGCAUAACGGAUGAACUACUCCCGGUGCAGCUUGUGUUGACGACGCAGAUUGGUCUAGGGCAAGUGAUGGCUGUCUCGAUGGCGUCAUUCACGAAUCCCUGGGUUCUUAUUGGCUCAGUGCCGUUGGUCGUGCUUUUUGGUUGGAUGACGCGAUAUUACCUCAAAGCAUCACGGCAGAUCAAAAGAAUGGAGUCGGUUUUGCGGAGUCCUGUCAUCUCGCAUAUCUCUGAGACAAUGAGCGGCCUGGAGACGAUCCGUACACGGGGCUGUCAGAAGAUCUUCAUUAACAGGCUUUAUGAAUUGCAGGAUCAUCAUAGCAAAGCAUACAUCAUGUCCCUGGGAGGACAGCGCUGGCUCAGUCUGCGAGUGGAGCUGCUAUGUGUGGGUCUUGUGUUGAUUGUAGGAGCUGCUGCCGUGCUCACGGGCGAAUACUCUGUUCUACUCGGACUCGGUCUCACUUACUCAGUCAACCUAGGCCGUAUGUCCCAAGCUCUGAUCCAGCGGUUCUCCACAGUAGAGAUAUUCAUGACGUCAGUCGAGCGUGUGACGUCAUACACAGAACUUGAAGAAGAACCUGGGUACAGAAUUCCUUACGUCCCCCCUGGCGACUGGCCGAAUUCCGGACAAGUCACGCUGGACAACAUCAAGCUAAGAUAUUACGAAGGAGGGCCUGAGAUCCUGAAAGGGGUAACUUGCAAGUUUGAGGGGAGGAAGAACACUGGUAUUAUGGGGAGAACAGGGAGCGGGAAAUCUUCCCUCGUCGCGGCGUUAAUGCGCAUGCCUGAAGCAGAUGGGAAGAUAUUCGUCGAUGGAAUAGAUAUUUCAACUGUUAACAUCCGCGAGACAAGAAAACGGAUGUCUAUUCUGUCCCAGUCCCCCGUUAUUUUUCGUGGCUCCAUCAGGGAGAACUUGGAUCCUUAUGGGGAAUUCGCGGAUUCAGAGAUUUGGGGGACUCUAGAGAGAGUGCAAAUGAGAGAUGUCGUGGAGAACUUGGAGUCGAGGCUGCAUUACAAGUUGAUGGAUGAGGGAUCGAACCUGAGUUUGGGAGAGAGACAGUUGAUCUGUUUAGCACGAGUUCUGUUGCGCAAAAACAGGAUUUUGAUUUUAGAUGAGCCAACUGCGCAUGUCGACCCGCUGACCACAGAGAAGAUACAGCAGGCGCUUCGGGAGGAGUUGUGCGACUGUACGAUAGUCACUAUAGCACAUCUCCCUACUAGUUUGACAGAAUGCGAUCGUGUUCUUACUAUGAGAGAAGGGAGAAUUACUGUGUAGACAAAACGAUACCGCGUGCUUACUAUGAGAGAAGAGAGAAUAAUCGAGUAGACAAAAUGA